Molecule: messenger RNA, 567 nt
Organism: Brassica oleracea var. oleracea
Lineage: Eukaryota; Viridiplantae; Streptophyta; Magnoliopsida; Brassicales; Brassicaceae
Product: putative F-box/FBD/LRR-repeat protein At3g56780
Exons: 3
Coding region: 1-567 (188 amino acids)
Source: RefSeq, a predicted model, not a curated record
AUGCCUUCGUUACAGAAAUUAACCAUCGUGACAAAUAGUGGCACCGAACACUCGCCUAUUCUAUUGGAUGAUUAUAUUCAGAGUUUAGAGAUAAGCACACCUUCUUUGAAGUACUUAAUCGUUGAAGAUUUUGGGUCCACGUUCUAUGUGAGGGUUAGAAUCAGAUCUCCAUCGAACUUCGAGGAUACAAGCAUCUACCGUCGGAUUGUACAGUUGAAGCUGAGUAUGUACAGAGGCGUAUUUGAAGAAUUGCUUAUAUAUUUGCUCGAACGUUCUAUAAACUUAUCGGUUCUCAAGAUUAAUAAACUUACAACCUUGGAUUGCUGGAAGCCGCCUAGUUCUGUUCCUAGAUGUUUACUUUCGAGUCUUCAAACUCUAAAGUGGAGAGAAUACACAGGGACAUGCGCAGAAAAGGAGAUGGUGAGUUAUCUCCUGAAGCAUGCACUAUGUUUGAAAACGGCAAAAAUCUUCGCUGAAUCAAGUGGCUUGUUCGAGAAGCAACCAAAGAUGGAUGACUUAUUUUCUAUGCCAAGAGGUUCCACAACUUGCAUGCUUGUGUUCGAUUAA